Molecule: messenger RNA, 2255 nt
Organism: Erythranthe guttata (spotted monkey flower)
Lineage: Eukaryota; Viridiplantae; Streptophyta; Magnoliopsida; Lamiales; Phrymaceae
Product: transcription factor bHLH30
Biological process (GO): regulation of DNA-templated transcription
Molecular function (GO): DNA-binding transcription factor activity; protein dimerization activity
Source: RefSeq, a predicted model, not a curated record
ACAUGGGCAUUGGGUGAAGCAGAAAGGGGUUCGCGUGUAAAUACCUAUAGGAGUGACUAACUAAAGGCCAUACAUAUUAUGCAACAACGUGACCCGACCCAUGGUUUCUCUCUCUCUCUCUCUCUCUAAACUCUCUCUUUCUCUCUCUCUCUAUAAUUAUAAAUAUAGGGUUUGAAGGAAAGAGGAUGCAAGAUGUUGGAUUAUAUAUAAUAAUAUAAUAUAAUAUGUGAGUGUGAAUGUGUGUGAUGAAAAAAGUAGGAGGAGGAGUACUGUGUGGUCUGAAUGCUACAGAAAUGGAAGAAGUUUAGAGAGAGAAAGUAGGGUGUGCCGUAAGAAGAAAGGAAAGAAGACUAACACUACGCUCUUAUACCUAUUUUUAUAUAUUAUAUAUUAUAUAUGUGUGUAUAUAUAUAUAUGCUCGAUCGAUCACACUUUGGAGUGGAGGGGCCAAAAAAACUAAAUAAACCAGAAAACAAAAAGAAAUAAAUUAAAGCACAAUUGUAAGGAAAGGUUGUGUCUUUUUUAUACAAGGAUAAAAAGGUCUUUUUUUCAUUCUUCACCAUUCACUAUAAAGAACAACAAACCAACAAACAAGAACAAGAAGAAGAAGAAGCAGCAGCAAACAAAGAUGCAGCAGCAGUACUACAACAGCAGCGGGGAUGGGUACAUGGGAAUAGGCGGCGGCGGCGGAGGUGGUGGAGGAGGUGGUGGUGGUGGUGGUGGAGGUGGAUCGACUCUGACUUUCCCUGAAAUAUCACAGAUCCUACCAUGGAACCUCACUCAAGCCGCUCACGGCUUCAACCCGACGUCGACCCAUUUCUCGACCCGGGACCACGACCCGUUUCUUCUCUCUCAUCAGCCAGCAGCUGCUGCUCCAUCAUCCUACGGUGGGUUGUUCACAGGCGGCCGCAGUCGGCCGGGCUGCAUUCGGGUACAUGGAAGGCGGGUCGCCGGGGGACCAUAGCCACCAGCUCAGGAUGAUUUCGGAGGUGGUGCAGUACCCGAACAACUCAUCAUGUGGCGGCGCCGCCCCUUUCGGGCUGCACGCGGAGCUCCAGAAAAUGACGGCACAAGAAAUAAUGGACGCGAAAGCCAUAGCAGCUUCGAAAAGCCACAGCGAAGCCGAGAGGCGCCGCCGAGAGAGAAUCAAUAACCAUCUUGCUAAGCUCCGAAGCUUACUCCCUAGCACAACCAAAACGGACAAAGCUUCACUACUGGCAGAAGUGAUCCAACACGUGAAGGAGCUAAAGCGGCAGACAUCUCUUAUCGAAGAAACGAGCCCCGUCCCGACGGAGACCGACGAGCUGACGGUGGACAACGCUUCUGACGCCGGCGAGGACGGUAAAUGGAUCGUCAAGGCGUCGAUAUGCUGCGAGGACCGGCCGGAACUUCUGCCGGAGCUGAUCAAGGCUCUGAAAUCGAUGAGGUUGAGAACCCUGAGAGCCGAGAUCACGACCCUCGGAGGAAGGGUUAAGAACGUGCUGUACAUCACCGCCGAGGAGGAGGAGUUCAGUAAUUACGAUAACAAUGACGAUAAUGAUGACGUGGCGGAGGAGAAUAUCCGCGAGGAGAGGGAUUACUCGAUAAGGUCGAUCGAGGAAGCACUUAGAGCAGUUAUGGAGAAAUCGUCGUCGAACGGUGAUGAGUCGGGUUCGGCUGGGAGUGUUAAGAGGCAAAGAGUUAAUACUAGUGUUCUUGAAUACAGGUCUUUUUAAUUAUUUAUUUAUCUUUUUAUUUUUCAUAUUAUAUAUAUAAACCCUAAUAUAUUUUUUUUUUUUUCGAUUUUGUGUGGGUUUUGGGGUUUGUUUUUAGUUGCUUCUGUUGAUUUUUAUCCAAAUCUCUAUUUGGUGACUUCAAUUAAGAAAAUAGUUAAUUAGGUAAUAUUUCAUGCAAAUGGCCUCCGAUGUGAUCCGCCGCCGCCACGACUGCCGCCGCUCCAGCACCACUUCGAUCGGUGGUUACGUUGUUCGAUAUAUUGAUGUUCCUGGCCUGGCUUCCAGCUCUAGUAUUAAUUUCCUAUAAAUUUUCAAGUAUUUAUGAAUGGAGAGCUUGUGAUGGACUAAUGGUUGGGAAUGUAUAUAUAUUUUAUUAUAUAUAUAUAUAAUAGGUAUUUAAUUAAGUCAUAGGUUGUUUUUCCAUUUCUUUUGUUGUGUAAGGUUUUGCUGUAUUGAAGUGCAAGAAUUUUUAGUUGCACUGCUUGCGGAAAACCUAUUAAUAUUAAUAUUAAUAUGAAUGAUUGUCUUUGGCCUGUUAAA